This is a messenger RNA of Corylus avellana, 1837 nucleotides long. Its product is annotated as catalase isozyme 1. The record is from RefSeq and is a predicted model, not a curated record. Gene Ontology annotation, biological process: hydrogen peroxide catabolic process; response to hydrogen peroxide. Gene Ontology annotation, cellular component: plasma membrane; cytoplasm; peroxisome. Lineage: Eukaryota; Viridiplantae; Streptophyta; Magnoliopsida; Fagales; Betulaceae. Gene Ontology annotation, molecular function: heme binding; catalase activity.
GCAUAAAAGCGCGAGCCUCGGACUUCUCUAUAAAUAUUCCCAACCCACCAAACAACGCUCUCUGAUUUCCAUACCAAUUGACUGUCAAACAGAACCUUCUCUCUUUCUCUCUCUCUUUCGCCUAGCGCCAUGGAUCCCUACAAGUACCGUCCCUCAAGCGCUUACAAUUCACCCUUCUGGACUACCAACUCCGGUGCUCCGGUUUGGAACAACAACGCGUCCUUGACCGUUGGAUCCAGAGGUCCAAUUCUACUCGAGGACUAUCAUCUGGUGGAGAAGCUUGCACAGUUUGAUAGGGAGCGGAUCCCAGAACGUGUUGUACAUGCUAGGGGAGCCAGUGCGAAGGGGUUCUUUGAGGUCACCCAUGAUAUAUCUCACCUUACAUGUGCUGAUUUCCUGCGAGCCCCUGGGGCUCAGACACCUGUGAUUGUCCGUUUCUCCACUGUUAUCCAUGAGCGUGGUAGCCCUGAAACCUUGAGGGAUCCUCGUGGUUUUGCAGUGAAGUUUUACACCAGAGAGGGUAAUUUUGAUCUUGUCGGAAACAAUUUCCCUGUAUUUUUUGUCCGAGAUGGUAUGAAAUUUCCAGACAUGGUCCAUGCUCUCAAACCCAACCCCAAGUCUCACAUCCAGGAGAACUGGAGGAUUCUUGACUUCUUCUCUCACCAUCCAGAAAGUUUACACAUGUUUACCUUCCUAUUUGAUGAUCUGGGUGUUCCACAAGAUUACAGGCACAUGGAGGGUGCAGGUGUUAACACCUAUACGCUAAUCAACAAGGCUGGUAAAGUGCAUUAUGUGAAAUUCCACUGGAAACCCACUUGUGGAGUCAAGUGUUUGUUGGAGGAUGAGGCUAUUAAAAUUGGAGGAGCUAAUCAUAGCCAUGCUACGAAGGAUCUCUAUGACUCAAUUGGAGCUGGCAACUAUCCUGAGUGGAAACUGUACAUCCAGACAAUUGACCCUGACCAUGAGGACAAAUUUGACUUUGACCCACUUGAUGUGACCAAAACCUGGCCUGAGGACAUUUUGCCCCUGCAGCCAGUUGGCCGCUUGGUCUUGAACAAGAACAUUGACAACUUCUUCGCCGAGAAUGAACAACUUGCAUUUUGCCCUUCCAUUGUGGUUCCUGGUGUGUACUACUCAGAUGACAAGUUGCUCCAGACUCGGAUCUUUUCCUAUUCUGAUACUCAGAGGCACCGUCUUGGACCAAACUACCUGCAGCUCCCAGCUAAUGCUCCCAAGUGUGCUCACCACAACAAUCACCAUGAGGGUUUCAUGAAUUUCAUGCACAGGGAUGAGGAGGUCAAUUACUUCCCCUCGAGAUAUGACCCUGUUCGUCACGCUGAGAGAUUCCCCGUUCCUCCUGUUGUCCUCAAUGGAAGGCGUGAGAAGUGCAUGAUUGAGAAGGAGAACAACUUUAAACAACCAGGAGAGAGAUACAGAUCCUGGGCACCAGACAGACAAGAGCGCUAUAUUUGCCGAUGGAUUGAUGCUUUAUCGGACCCCCGUGUCACCCACGAGAUCCGCAGCAUCUGGGUCUCAUACUGGUCUCAGGCUGACAAAUCUUUGGGUCAGAAGCUAGCAUCUCGUCUUAAUGUGAGGCCAACCAUGUGAAGGGUGAUGUAAGCUGGAUGUUUUGACUUGAAGAGUGGAGUAAGAAAGACUAAAUGUGAGAGGAUACCAGUCAUUUGGAAGGACAAAUCUGUGUUAAUCCUAUUAGCUGUGUAAUAUCAUAUACUCAACUUGCAUGCUGUGUGACUCGUUGACCUGAUGUUUCAAUCUAAUAAAAUGCCGGUUUAUGUGCAAGUUUUAUAAAUAUUUCUUGAUUUUGUUUGCACCGUCA